GAGGGGCCCGUGUGUAGGCUCUCAGCAUGUAACAAGAAGGAGAGGGGGGGUGGAGCACGAUGACAUGCAGGAGGAUAUGGAGGACGAUGGCGGGCGAGGAGGAGGAUGACGAGAAGCAGGACGCCGAGGCCGAUGACAGGGAGGUGGAGGAUGAUCAGGGGGAGGGGGAGAGGAAGGGGACGAGCGUGGCCAAUACAAGACACAAUGCAAUGUUUCGCCGAUUCAUUGGCGCAUUGACACGUGGCGGACCAGGGGGAAUGCCGCGUCCAAUCGAAGUACAUGCACACGAUCCACUCCGUUAUGUCGGUGACAUGUUGGGAUGGCUGCACCAGGCACUGGCGUCAGAGCGCGAGCUGGCCGCCGCACUGUUCAGCCAUGACACGUCGGUGGAGAAGAGUGCAUCUAGGAGGUUUUCAAAGGAGGGACUGAGUUCAGAUCCAAGCCAAAUGGAAAUUACAGACAUGUCCUCUGUGCUUGACCGGAUUUUCGAGGGCGUCUGUCGGCCAUUCAAAGUGCGUGUGGAUCAGGUGCUGACCUCCCAGCCUGGGAUCGUGCUUGCCUACAAGCUGAGCAAUUUAUUGGACUUCUAUACGCACACGAUUGGAGAGCUUCUUGGGGAGCGUGCUGCACUGAUGGUGACUUUGGCAGAGGUGAGGGACACGUCCGUGCGCGUUUUUUACGACCUCAUGAAAUCCAAGGGAGAAAAAUUGGUUAAGUAUCCUCCCCCGAUCGCAGCCGAUCUUUCGCCGCCGCCUGCCGUGGGCGAAACUGUGUCCCUUGUCCUCGAGCUUCUCGAUGCGUACAAGACGGCGAUGGUUUCCGCCGGCUCGAAACCGGAUUUCGAACCGGUUUUGGCUGCGCUCCUCGACCCUUUGCAGCAGAUGUGUGAACGCGCAGCUGAGGCUUAUGGGGUUAAGACACUGGUCUCUCCGCUCCAGUGGAAAGGAGGUGAUUCUCGCGACUCCUCUGCGCGGCGGCUAAGCGGUCCCAGUCCAGUCGGAGGCCUCGACGGCAGCCGCCAUGCCGGCCAUGCAUCAUCCGACGGUCAAAAUUUCUCCAACUGGCCUAGCCUUCUUCCGGACGAUUCGCUGAAGACUGUCCGGCGGAUCUUCUUGAUCAAUUGUUAUUCGGCGAUCGAGCAUCCUUUGUUACCGUACGACGUAACUGUCGCCCGCACCGAGGCGCUCCGUGCGGUGAUUCAGGAGCAUAUCGCCACGCUUGUCGAACACGAAGUGAAUGUGAUUUUGGACAGAUGUGGCUUGGCGACGAAAGUGGAGAUUAUUCAAGAGAGAAAGGUAGGCGCCGGUCGGGGGAUGACGGGUAGACUUUGCGACGCCGAGGAGAUGUCGGCAGCGGCGGUGGCAGAGUCGGCGCGAUCACUUUUCACAUUGCUGGCUGUCGAGGGAGCGCUCCCCGAGUUUGUCCACAUGCAAAUCCCUCGAUUGCGCGCCGAUGCCUGCAACAAGGUCGCGAGCGCGCUGGCAAAUGCGUACGAAACAUUGUACGACGCAGUGCUAGAUCCGGAGAGUGGGUACAUAGCAGCUGGUCAAUUGCUAAGGCACACGCCGGGUCAGUUGCGAACCAUCCUUGGCAUCUGAUUAAAAAAAAAAAAAAAAUCUAUUUUUUUUUGUCGGUAACAACGGUAAGUGCAGAGAUUUCCAUGAAGAAGAAUUACUUCCGACUCUUCUGAGAAAUCACAUUGAGGCUCGUCGCAAGGAGCAGGAGGGCAGCCAUGGAAUAAGCAUGUUGAUGUUGAUGUCAAGUUGGCAACUUGAUGCCAAGGUUUUGCGACAUGCAGAUGCCGCGCCUGAGUUAUUGCUGGGAGGAAGAGAGCACACACACCACCUCUCCUGUUCUUUUUUUUCUCUCUCUCUCUCUCUGUUUUUUUUUUUUUGUUGGGUAACUGUAGAGUACGUGGUCUGCUUGUUUGCAGCUACAGGGUGCGAAUGCAAAGGCCGCUUGGUUAAGAUAGC
Chara braunii is the source of this 1973-nucleotide messenger RNA. The record is from the annotation of a GenBank genome assembly. Lineage: Eukaryota; Viridiplantae; Streptophyta; Charophyceae; Charales; Characeae.